Heteronotia binoei (common prickly gecko) is the source of this 3697-nucleotide messenger RNA. It is a transcript of the gene DUSP7, whose product is annotated as dual specificity phosphatase 7. Lineage: Eukaryota; Metazoa; Chordata; Lepidosauria; Squamata; Gekkonidae. Gene Ontology annotation, biological process: negative regulation of MAPK cascade; protein dephosphorylation. The transcript is spliced from 3 exons. Gene Ontology annotation, molecular function: protein tyrosine/threonine phosphatase activity; MAP kinase tyrosine/serine/threonine phosphatase activity. The coding region runs from base 444 to 1595 and encodes 383 amino acids. Gene Ontology annotation, cellular component: cytosol; cytoplasm. The record is from RefSeq and is a predicted model, not a curated record.
GAAGCCAGUGGGAGGACUCUGUAGCAGAAGCGCCUUUAACCGGAGCAAGUAGUUGCUACCUUUCCAGGGAGGGGAAAAGGGAGCUAAGGAGCCUUGUCCUCUGCAGCAAGCACCCUCCUCCCAGAGGUGGGGAGAAGAGGCGCACCGUUCUUGGUCUGCCCCCCCCCCCCUGCUUUCAGCUUCUGCAAGUGGAAGGAAACGUCUUUGCAGCAAGUAGACGAGAACGCCAAAGUGCUUUAAGCUUUUGGAUCACUAAAGCUUCCGCGAGGCUCCAUUGUACUGCGCGGAUUUUUUCCCCAACUACUACUUUUUCUUGUCUUCAGGGGCUUGGAGAAAGCUGCAGGGCAUUUCCUCCCAGCAACAGCGGUUUGGUUUCUACGCGCCUUCGUCUUGCAAACCAACCCCCUCCCCCCCAAUUUUGGCCUUCUCCCCUUGCGAUCCUGAUGAAAAAUCACAUCUGGGGCAGCUCCCCUAGGGCUCCCAUGGCCGCAGCUAUGCCGUGGAAGAGCGUGGAGUGGCUACAGGAAGAACUGGAGUCCAGCGGGGGCAGCUCGCUGUUGCUGCUCGAUUGCCGUCCCCAUGAGCUCUUCGAGUCGUCGCAUAUCGAGACCGCCAUCAACUUGGCCAUCCCGGGCCUGAUGCUCCGGCGCCUCAAGAAGGGCAACUUGCCCAUCCGCUCCAUCAUCCCCAACAAUGAAGACAAGGAACGCUUCGUCAAGCGCUGCAAGGCGGACACGGUAUUGCUGUACGACGAGGCCACGGCCGAGUGGCAGCAGGACACAGGCGCCCCGACCUCCGUCCUCGGUCUCUUGUUACAGAAGCUACGCGACGACGGGUGCAAGGCUUUUUACCUGAAAGGUGGAUUCAACAAGUUUCAGACAGACUAUUCAGAGCAUUGUGAAACCAGUCUUGACACUUCUUCUCCCACCAACUCUCCUCCUGCAUCAGUUCUUGGUCUGGGUGGGCUGAGGAUAAGCUCCGAUUUUUCAGAUGGGGAAUCUGAUCGGGAACCAAGCAGUGCCACAGAAUCUGAUGGGAGCCCGAUCCCGAACAACCAGCCUGCCUUCCCUGUCCAGAUUCUCCCUUAUUUGUACCUGGGCUGUGCCAAAGAUUCCAGCAACCUGGAUGUCUUGGGCAAGUAUGGCAUCAAGUACAUCCUGAACGUUACUCCCAACCUUCCCAACAUGUUUGAGCACGACGGAGAAUUCAAGUACAAACAGAUUCCCAUCUCGGAUCACUGGAGUCAGAAUCUCUCCCAGUUCUUUCCUGAGGCCAUUGCUUUCAUUGAUGAGGCCCGUUCCAAGAAAUGUGGUAUCCUUGUUCACUGCCUUGCUGGCAUCAGCAGGUCUGUAACAGUAACUGUUGCCUACUUAAUGCAAAAGCUCAACUUGUCUCUGAAUGAUGCCUAUGAUUUUGUGAAAAGGAAAAAGUCCAAUAUCUCCCCAAACUUUAACUUCAUGGGCCAACUCUUGGACUUUGAGCGGACUUUGGGACUCAACAGCCCAUGUGAUAACCGCUCCCCCAGUGAGCAGCUUUACUUCACCACCCCGACAAAUCAUAACUUGUUUCAGCUGAACACGUUGGAGUCCACAUGAAGGGGAUUUUCUUUGGGGCACCCUGAGCCUUGAAUAGCUUCUCUUGAGCAUUUCAAAUUCAUUAAAGGAAAACAAGAAAAGUCUUUCUGGUCAGCCAUGAAAGAACUGGUUUCUCCAAGCAGAGCUGUCUGAUUGCUGCUCUACUGAAAAGGCUUAUGCCGUUUAUUAGUAUUCUGAUGCUAAUCAAAAUGGGUUCAGAGGAGUUACCUUAUCAGAGUUAUUUAAUGUAAGGGGAUGGCCUGGCAUUCUGAACACAGCUGUUACUGGCAAUAACUGCUCUCCUGAGUGUGUAAGGAACUGACACAGCACACACCACCUGUGCAAGCCACACUUGUGUGCAAAAGCUGCUUGUGUGUAUGUGAGCUGGGAGUGGAAAGCAAAGGAGACUUUAUGCACUUGGCAACCUUGACCAAUAAGUGUUGGCCUGAGACUGUUGUUUAAAAAAUCCAGUUUACUUUAAAAAAAAAAAGAGGUAAUCUUUACUCUUUCUUGGGUUCAAACUCUUUUUAAAUAUGUAUGUUCCUGACUGUUUGUACAGACAAGGUUGCAAAACCAGUAUUUUAUUCUGUUAUUGUUCAAAUUCAUGUUUUUUAGAUAAAGGAGAAGAAUCCAAUGUUUCUAUUGACCAAAUGCAUUUUGCACACUUUGUAAAGCCUUGAUUACGUACUGGCAUGUUACUGCGUACUGGGAGUGAGCAAGGCAGACACCUUGCUGCUGCUGUUGGCACCUGGGUGGAGCUUUCAUGACUUGUGAGGGCCAGCUGGUGAUAACACUCCCUCCAUCAUGCCCACAUUCACAAUCUCUUCUGCACUGAAUCAGCCAAGGUGACUAAGCGCCAAUGUGCAUUUUUUUUUUAAAGAACACCACCUUUGCCAAAAACAAACACACCCACACCCCUUCCCUAUACCAGUUACCAUUCUGGUGUUACCUGAGAUUGCGUCUUUCCUAACCUCCAUCCAGAGCUGGCAGAAGCAUGUUUUAAAGGUUCUCAGUCGCUCUGCUCAGCCUGUUAUGACUGUUAACGUCACCCAGCUGGCCUGAAAUCAUUCCAGCUUCCGAAGCAAUGAAAAUCUUUUCAACAAUGUUGGCAUUUAUCUAGCGCGCUUGCCUCUUCUGUGGCGGGAGGAGCAGCAUGGCAGUGAGGCUAGGCGCAGCCGAUGAUCUGCUAUUUAAGUGGGCUUGUGCUCAGCUAAGACUCUUCUAAUGCAGAACAAGAGGACAUUGCGUAUGAACCACAGGCGGGCAUGGGAUUGCGCUGUUGGGAAAAGGGGUGGGGAAGUGGGUGAUAGCUAAAGCUACUGGAGCUUUCUGGUGAAUUUUCUUUUUUCUGGGUAACUUCUUUGCUGUGCCUUCUACAACAAGAAGACUUGUUUAUAUUUCUCACUAAUAUAUGGGUGGAAAUACAUCUUGUAUUAUACUGGAAGAGGGAGAAGUGGUGCUUAUAUUUUUUUCAGGAGGGCCGAACAGACAAGGAAAAUAUGUACUGGCUUCAGGGUAGUCCCUCCUUUUUUCCGCCUCCCUUUCCACUUUCAUUCUCAAAGUAACUUAAAGCCACGGAUUCCCCCCACCCCCAAAAUAUUCAGUUUUAUACUUUUUCAACAAAUAAAAACUAUCUUCAUGUGAAAGAAUGUUUAAUGCUGUCGCAUCAAGAAAUUGUGGUGGUUUUUUUUGUUAAAUAUUCAUUCCAGAAUAUUGGAAUGAUCUCUUUUUGUUAGUUUGUUCAUUUGUUCUUAUUUUUUUUUAAAAAAAUGUAAUAAUGUUGGGGUUGUUGGGGUCAUUAGGGCAAGAGAAGUGGAGCGCAGUGUGUGGACGAGCAAGCAAGUGGGGAUUCUCUUAACUGCAUCUUACCUCAAGGAGGCAUUUUAUUUUUUCAGGGAUUUAGACUGUGCAUCUGUAUCUUGUUAAGCUGGUUUGUAUAAAGGCUUCCUGUGCCAAUGGUGGUCUUCUUAAAAGAUGCAUCCUCCUCGUAUAAAUGAGAGUUUGCUAGUGAGGGACAGCUUUGCUUUCUGUGUUAUGAAGGAAAAAUGAGUGACCCUAUAUAUCCUGAGCCCAGUAUUGGGACUGUGUUUAUAUUGCAAAUAAAUAUUAUUUUUUCUUUAAAA